GUCCAAAGCAAACAACAUCCACCACGAUGAAGUAUAGCGGGCUCUACUACGUGAACAACCCCUCGGCGAGCCUCGACGAUGCCCUCAAAAUCGUGAACACGCUCGUACAGGGCAUUGAGACGAGCUUCCCCGCAGCGACGCGUCAGAGCCCAUGGUCGCUUUCAUACCGAGCCUUUCGCGACACGAUAGCCCCAAACUUUGCCGCAGCAGACGCAGAGGGCAAGCCAAAGCCAUAUCUGCAUUCUUACCAACACAUACUCCACCACUCCAGCCUCGCUACGAACCGCGCAUAUAUCUACGUGCAGCCAGCAGAAGGUAGUGGUGUCGUCACGGCUAUACCAUCGCAACAGCAAGAUGCGCAUGCGUCAUUGUUGAGACACCAGCAUGCUGCCCUCUGGACUCAGCGUCACGUUCUGGCUGUGCAACAGGGCACCACAUACGCAGGCGGCCUGUUCACUGUCCAGAUUGGCGAGCUUCGUGCGUCUCGCGAGGGACCCCAAUCCGGUGGUGUACAGUCGCCAGGCAUCGUAGUCUGUAUCAGCACCGCCAUUGGCAGCAGUGACGAUGACGAUGAGCACAACUUGGACUACGCCCCAUCUAAGAACGACCCUGCACCAGACGACGGACCGGUUGACAUUGAAGGCACACAGAGCAUAAUCCGCGAUUUCUGGGCUAGGAUCAUCGACGGCCGCGACCUGGGCAGAUCCGAGGCCAGGGAAGUCAUGAUGACGCCUGAGAGCGUCAAGGGCAUGGACGAGAAAGACGCAAUGGUGCGCAUGUGGUGUGAGGUUCUGCGAUUGAGAGGGGACGCGGGCCUACCAGUUGCACUCUACCAAAACGUUCCUCCGAUCGAUGACUUGGCCAAUGCCGCAAUGGACAACACAACUGACCUGGCCGCUCUCACGGACGCCUUGAUGGAUUCCAUCAAUAGGUGGACCGACACAACAACUGGCCUGCCCGCUUCUGCGUAUAGCAUAUUGGACCAGAUUCUUUACAACACUACUCGUGCAUCGGCCGUACGGUCCUCUGCCGCUCCCUCUGCCGCUCCCAACCGGGUUGACGACUCCCCCGGCCAGGCUGAGCGUUCCUCUCAUCCGCCUCGCCCUACUCAACCGUGA
Messenger RNA from Dothidotthia symphoricarpi CBS 119687, 1118 nucleotides. RefSeq lists its product as uncharacterized. The record is from RefSeq and is a predicted model, not a curated record. NCBI's taxonomy places the organism in Eukaryota, Fungi, Ascomycota, Dothideomycetes, Pleosporales, Dothidotthiaceae. Gene Ontology annotation, molecular function: transcription coregulator activity. Gene Ontology annotation, cellular component: mediator complex. The transcript is spliced from 3 exons. Gene Ontology annotation, biological process: regulation of transcription by RNA polymerase II. Bases 27 to 1118 code for a protein of 363 amino acids.